Messenger RNA from Closterium sp. NIES-65, 2124 nucleotides. NCBI's taxonomy places the organism in Eukaryota, Viridiplantae, Streptophyta, Zygnematophyceae, Desmidiales, Closteriaceae. The record is from the annotation of a GenBank genome assembly.
AUGGGGUUUCAGAGCGCGACCCUCGCCGCAGCCAACGCUACUCCUGUCGCGUUCCGAACCAGCAGCUUGAGCAGCCAGACUAAGCCCGAACACGGUUGUAGCAGCAGCUACAUCCAGGUCCCCCACCGCAUCGCGUCUUCCCCUUCACUCCUCCGCGCAACGACGUACCCCGCACACGUCCGCAGGCAAAAUUUGGCAAUUCCGCUGCGCGUUACGGCGGAAACUUCCCCCGCAGAUACUGCCAAGCCUGGCGGCCCCAAACCUGGCGGUUCCAAGCCUAGAGACGUGACUCCCGCCGCCGCUGCUGCUGCUGACGGUCCGGGGGUUGUAGCGGGAGCUACUGCCGUCCUGGAGGCGCCUGCGGUGCUUCAGCCGUCGACGGCGGCCGGCAGCGACCCAGAUGCGGUCCGGCUGGUACCGCGAGUGGAAGAGCGCGAGGGGUAUUGGGUCCUAAAGGAGGAGUAUAGAACGAGUCUUAAUCCCGCGGAGAAGAUUAAGAUUGCCAAGGACCCGAUGACGCUGAUCGCGGAAGGCGGUAAGGCGCUUCGGGAGCUGGCUUUAAAGACGAUGGCGGAGGUGGACGGGAGUAAGGAGGCGAAGGACGACAUCGACUCGCGGCUCAAGUGGCUGGGGCUGUUUCAUCGCCGCAAGCAGCAAUACGGUCGCUUCAUGAUGCGCCUGCGGUUACCCAACGGCAUCAUUACGAGCGAGCAGACGCGCUUCAUCGCUGACGUCAUCAGUCGUUACGGCGAGGAGGGCGUGGCGGACAUCACGACGAGGCAGAACUGGCAGAUCCGCGGGGUGACUCUUCAGGACACGCCGGACAUCAUUGAGGGGUUGAACAAGGUCAACCUUCGAUUCAUCCAGAGCGGAAUGGACAAUGCGCGCAACGUGGUGGGCAACCCACUGGCGGGGAUCGACCCCCUCGAGAUCAUCGACACACGCCCCUUCUGCCAAGCCAUCGAUGACGUCAUCACGGGCAAUGGGGCGGGCAACAGGGCUCUGUCCAACCUUCCGCGCAAGUGGAAUGCCAGUGUGGUGGGCUCACACGACCUAUUCGAGCAUCCCCACAUCAACGAUCUCGCCUUCAUGCCGGCCCUCCGCCGAACCUCGGACGAAGGUUCGGAGGGGGAGAUGGGGUUCGAGAUGCACGUGGGAGGGUUCUUCAGCAGCAAGCGGUGCGAGGAGGCGAUUCCGAUGGACGCGUGGGUGCCAGCUCAGCCUGCUGACGUGGCGGCUGCCAGCAGGGCAGUGCUGGAGGCGUUCCGGGACCUUGGGAGCCGCAGCAACCGGCAAAAGACGAGGAUGAUGUACCUUAUAGAGGAUCUGGGCAUGGAGGUGUUCCGAGCUGAGGUGGAGAAGCGCAUGCCCAAUGGCCACCUGCCACGUGUCAGCUCCACCUCUCAUCUCACCACCAACGGGGUGCAUCCCCAGAAGCAGCCUGGGCUGGUCUAUGUGGGCCUGCAUGUGCCUGUGGGCCGGGUUCACCCAUCGACCCUGCACGAGCUCGCGCGAUUGGCCGAGGAGUAUGGCUCGGGGGAGGUUCGGCUGACUGUGGAGCAGAACGUGAUUAUACCGAACGUGCCUGAGGGGAGGGUGGCGGAUCUGCUGAAAGAACCGCUAUUGGUCGGUGGGAGUGGAGAGGUGGCAACGGGGGGAGAGAAAGGGGAGGGAGAGGCGGGGGCGGAGGAGGGGAAGGGGGAAGUGGGGAAAGGCGAGGGAUUGUAUGGGUUGAGUGCGCAGCCGGGGAAUCUGAUGGGGUCCCUGGUGGCGUGCACUGGUAACCAGUUCUGCGGACAGGCCAUCAUUGAAACCAAGCAGAGGGCGUUGCAGGUCACGCGACAGCUGGAAGAGACUUUGAAUCUGCCCGAGCCAGUGAGGAUCCACUGGACCGGCUGCCCGAACUCUUGUGGGCAGGUACAAGUGGCAGACAUCGGGCUGAUGGGAUGCAUGGCAAGAGACGAAAACAAGAAGCCCGUGGAAGGAGUUGACAUCUAUCUGGGUGGCAGAAUCGGAUCUGAUUCUCACCUGGGGCAGGUGCACAAGGCAGGUGUACCCUGUAAGGACCUGGUACCUGUUCUUCAGGAUAUACUUGUGGAGAGGUUUGGUGCAACUAGAAAGUAA